UUAUUAUUGUACAUGGCUAAUCGCGAUGUGUUCUCCAAGAUCUUGCCCAACGUCAAGUUGGCAACGCGCUACGAUGCGGAGGGCCGCGAAAUUCAGGUGGAACGCCGCGAGGAUUCAGAUGCUGCCGCCAAAGAGUUGGACACAUUUGAUAUGCUUGUCGCUGCCGGCUAUUACAGAGCACGCAUCAAGGGUUUAUCCGCCUUCGACAAAGUUGUGGGCGGGAUGACCUGGUGCAUUGAGUGCUGUGAUUACGAUGUUGACGUCGACCUACUCUUCCAUGAAAAUCUAACGAUUGGGCAAAAGAUCGCGCUUGUGGAGAAGAUUGUCGCUGUUCUGAUUGACAUGAAGUGCCCGCAUAGCUUGGAACCGCAUCAGGUGCAGGGCUUGGAGUUUCUAGCAAUACAUCCAGUUAUUCAAUGGCUUGUAAAGACCUCUGUGGAAAAUCGUGAGGAGCGUGGCCAGCGCCUGAAGAGAUUCGCAAUUGGCCAAUUCCACAACGACUAUCAGUAUAAAAGCGAUAAAGAUAAUCUAACAAAAAUACGUUAUGCCGCCGUUAACAUCAAAGCAAUACAGGAGCUUUACAGUCCCAAAAGGCAAUACGAGCGCCAGGAGGCAAAUACCGAUGAUGAUGCGUUGCGUGUGCGUCUCACUUUGAUGGAGUACGACGAUCAGAAAAUGGGCUCAAAUGCAGACCAAAUGGAAACGGAGCCCGAGCUGGAGAGAAAGCUGCAGCAGCUCGCUAUCACAAAGGAAUCCACAAAACGCAUCGAUCUAGAUCCCGUGGCUCGUAGCGCACUGCAACAGCAUUAUGCGGAAUUUAAGAUGGAAAUGGAAACAGAUGCACAAGAGCUAAAAUCGCAGAAUCAACAGAAACGCUUGGAGGCGGCCAAAAUAGCGCUGGAGCACAAGAUCAAACGCUACAAGAAAGACAACGAGCAGCUGGAAGAGACGAUGGAAGCACAAAAGAAACAAACUGAGCAGCACGAACAAAAGCUGCAAACGCUCAAGGCACAACUGGAUGCAUACAAGCAAACGGAAGCGAAUGCAGACACGGAUUUGCUGGAGAAGGUGCGCGGUUUGCUGCAGCAGCAUGAUGAGCUAAAGAAAAGUGAGUCGGAGUUCAAGGAAAGCUGUCGAACGGAUCUGGCCAACUUGCAGCAGCAAAUUGACGAAUUGGAGGCCUUUAAUGCACAGGAUGCGGAGGCGCAGGCGGCGGCAAUAGAGGGCGAGCAGCAGCGCUUGCAGGAGCUGCGAUUGCUCUUAGCCAAGCGCAAUCGUGGCAUUGUGGCCAUUGAACGCAAAUUAGAUGCAAUACCCGAUCGCACAGAGCUGGCGCAGUACCAGAGACGCUUCCACGAGCUGUACAACGAGAUGAGUGCCAAACAUUUAGAGACUAAGCAAUAUUAUACACUCUACAACACACUGAACGACAAGAAGCGCUAUCUCGAAAAGGAGCUAUCGCUGCUCAACUCCAUUUGCGAGGCCUACAACGAGGGCAUGCUCAGUCCGCACGGCCGCGAGGACUUCAUACGGCAAUUUGAGACGAUUGUCGACGGUGUGAAGAGCGCCCAGGACAAGGUGCGUCACAAGUACAACGAGGAGCGCAUGCGACGCGACGAGCUCAACGAGGAGCUGCUCGGCCUGCUCGAACUGCAGCGCCAAUACGCAACGGCUGUGAAGCAGCUCACCAGAGAGUGCCAGCGUUGCGAGCAGCUGCAGCAGCAUCUCAAGUCAAUUCAAAAAUAAUAGGAAGGCAAUUUCAAUUACAAAUAUUGUUAAGAG
Molecule: messenger RNA, 1782 nt
Organism: Drosophila navojoa
Lineage: Eukaryota; Metazoa; Arthropoda; Insecta; Diptera; Drosophilidae
Gene: fidipidine
Product: coiled-coil domain-containing protein 93
Biological process (GO): Golgi to plasma membrane transport
Source: RefSeq, a predicted model, not a curated record